Molecule: messenger RNA, 3993 nt
Organism: Lathyrus sativus (Indian pea)
Lineage: Eukaryota; Viridiplantae; Streptophyta; Magnoliopsida; Fabales; Fabaceae
Source: the annotation of a GenBank genome assembly
AUGGACGAAACGAUAUCCCGAAUAGUAACUGAGAUAGAAGACCUCCGAGAUAAUCACCGUCCCGACAACCCACAACCUCUCUCCGAACAAUCCCUCUCAGAUCUCCAAAAACUCCUCAAAAACUCCCAAGCCCUAGAUGCACUCUAUGACGCCGUUUCACCUUCCCACCUCAUUCCACCCAUCGCCACCGCAAUGGACUCAUCUCCAACUCCUCACUCUCUCCUCGCUUCUCACGUCUUCCUCUCUUUUCUCCUCUCUCCGAAUGCUCCCGUUUUCACUCUCUUUACUCCCCUUUCAUUUCUCUCCUUCCUCCGUUCAAUUCGCCGCUCUUUGAAAAACAACAACUCUUCCAACAACUCUCAGCCGCGCCCCAAGCGAAAACGCAAUUCCAAAAACAAAAAAACCCCGGAAAAUGAUGAAGCUGAACCUAAUUCCACAAACUCUCAACACAAACUCGAUGUUAGGGUUUUGCUUUCUCUUUUCGAGAAGCUAGUCAGUGUUAUGUCGUUGAUUCACCUCGAUCGUUUCCCGGAAAGUCUUAAAUCGUUAAUUCAAACCAUUUCAGAGGUUCCCUUAACAGCUAUUGAAUCAUGUGGAGACGAGUUUCAGUACAGUAAAUUGGUUGCUCUAUGCUCGAGGAUUCUGAAAGAGGUUUUGAAACCGGAGCAUGGUGAGCCUUCGGAGACUGCUGCUGAGGUUUUGAAGUCACUGUCUCCUAUUGCUCCUAUGCCGAAAUCUCUAGUGAGGACUUUUGCUGUUAGUUUUGUGACAAGUCUUGCCAGGGAUUCUGUUGGUGUGAGGAAAGCUUUGGUUAAUUUUCCUAGGUAUUUGGCAAUUAAGGCACCUGAUAAAGCUGAACCUAGAGGGAUGGCUGUGGAAUUUAUCAUGGAGGUUGUUAAGGUUAUGGAAUUGGAGGAUCAAAUUGGGUUUGUCAAGUAUGUUGUGAAGAUUACUCAAGGAAAAGGAAAUCUAAGGCUUUUGGGGGUUGAUCUUAUUUUGAAAUUGUUAACUACGUUGAAGGAUCCUUUAGGAGUGAAUUCCAUGGAGGAAGAAGAAAAAGAAGGGAAAGAGGCGUGGGGAAUGUGGUGUUUGGAGGCGUUGGUAAAGCGUUGUUCGGAUGUUAGUGCUAUGACUCGAGCUCGGGCAAUUUCGAAUUUGGCGCAGGUUGUUGGGCUUCUAUCAGGUAGUGAUAGGGCUACUGUGGUUUUAAAAAAGUUUAUGGGUUUUGGUGAUGGGAAUGAUGUGAGUGUGGGAGGAAAGGGAAUCAAUGAGCUGCUGAGGAGAAGGUGUGUGGAUGAGAAGGCGGUUGUGAGAAAAGCUGCUCUUUUGCUUGUUACUAAAUUGACUGCUCUGCUUGGCGGUGCUAUUGAUGAAGUGGUGCUUAAGACAAUGGGAAUGGCUUGUUCCGAUUCACUCUCUAGCAUCCGGAAAGCGGCCGUUGAAGCUCUUUCUGAGGCAUUCAAAACAUUCUCAGCUGAAACGGUAAUAACUGAGUGGCUACACUCGGUUCCUCGUCAAAUAGCUGAUAAUGAGACUAGCAUCCAAGAAGAAUGUGAGAAUGUGUUUGAAGAACUUGUUCUGGAUCGAAUAUCUAGAGGCACAACUUCUUCUUCUUCAUAUGUUGGAUCUACAUCUGGUAGCAAAGAGAUAGAAAAAGGUGUAGACGAAGAGAUGGCAACGUCUUUCCCUCAAGGGAUUCUGUAUCUCCUGAGAGAGAUUUGCAAUGGGGAGGUGAGUCCAUGGGUUAAAAAAAUUUGCACAAAUCUGGGCAAAAAGAAACGCUUGAAACACAAAAUUGUUACUGCACUUCAGAAUAUAAUCAAGGUGUCUGAGUCUAUCUGGCUGAAACAUAGCAUGCCAAUAGAAAAGUGGACUGCCCCACCAGGUGCUUGGUUUCUUUUAUCAGAGGUGUCAGUAUUCCUUCCCAAAGCAGUGGACUGGGAUUUUCUUCAUCAUCAUUGGCAGCUUCUUGACAAACAUAAAGUGAAAGGUGAGUUUCAAAGUCCAUUUGUACAGAAAAAUGCAAAUGGAGAAGAAGAAAGCAUAGAAUGCAAUGAUGUUGCCUGGGCUAGUGACCGAGUUUUCCUAUUGCAAACAAUCUCUAAUGUUUCUAUCGAGCUGCCAGAUGAACCUGCUGCUGGUUUGGCUCACAACUUGCUCAAACGGGUUGAAAAAUUCAACAUGCAUUCAACUGAGGUUGAUGCUCAUGUAAAAGCACUUAAAACAUUGUGCAAGCGAAAAGCUUCAAGUGACAUGGAGGCAGAAGUAUUAGUCUUGAGAUGCGUACACCAAGUUUUGUCCAGAGCUUCUCAAAUAAUAGAAACUUUUAUAUCAGAUAAUUCAGAGCAAGAUGCAGAAACUGGCUUCUUUACUCCACCUCGAAGUGGGCCUAGUAAAGGUAGGAAAUCAGUACGAAAGCGCAAAUCAUUGUCAAAAGCAAUCACGGCAAUUUAUACAAUUGGAUCUUUAGUUAUUGUCUGCCCAUCUGCUGAUAUGAGUGCUGUAACUCCAUUACUGCACACUAUCAUCACCUCUGGGAAUUCAGGCCCGAAAUUAAAUAAGCUACCAGGCCCUGCAACCACUCUACAACAAGAAGCUCCUUCUUUUUAUAUUCAAGGGUGGCUGGCCAUGGGCAAACUUUGCCUUGCUGAUGGGAAGCUUGCAAAGAACUAUAUUCCUCUGUUUGUGCAGGAGCUUGAAAAGAGCGAUGCUGCAGCUCUUCGCAAUAAUAUUGUGGUCAUGAUGGCAGACUUCUGUGUUCGGUAUACUGCUCUUAUUGAUGGUUAUAUAACCAAGAUCACAAGGUGUCUCUUAGAUCCCUGUGAACUUGUGAGAAGGCAAACGUUCAUAUUGCUAUCCAGACUGUUGCAGAGGGACUAUGUGAAGUGGAGAGGAGUGCUAUUUCUUCGUUUCCUUUUGUCACUUGUUGAUGAAUCAGAGAAGAUUAGGCAGCUAGCAGAUUUUCUCUUUGGAAAUAUUUUGAAAGUCAAGGCUCCUCUCUUAGCAUAUAAUAGUUUUGUUGAGGCUGUUUUCGUUUUGAAUGACUGUCAUGGCCAUAUUGGACAUCGCGAGUCUGGCGAAUCACGAAAGGACAGCCAACUUUUCUCCAUCAGGGGUGCUGAUGAAAAAUCAAGGUCUAGAAGAAUGCAUAUUUAUGUUUCUCUACUAAAGCAAAUGGCUCCGGAGCAUCUUCUCGCAACCUUUGCCAAGUUAUGUGCAGAAAUUCUAGCUGCAGCUUCUGAUGGUAUGCUUAAUAUUGAAGAUGCAACGGGACAGUCUGUUCUACAGGAUACUUUUCAAAUUCUUGGCUGUAAGGAGAUACGCAUUCAAGCUACUCGUGGAUCAUCUGAGUCGGCAGACUUAGAAGAAGAAGGGGGAGAAAAUGGAUCUUCAACUAGAAAGUCUAUAACUCAGGCAGUCAAGAAGGGCCUCAUUCAAAACACCAUACCCAUCUUCAUAGAGUUGAAACGUCUACUGGAAACCAAGAACAGUCCCCUCAUAGGAUCUCUCAUGGAAUGCCUUCGGGUCCUUCUCAAGGACUACAAGAAUGAGAUCGAUGACAUAUUGGUUGCUGAUAAACAGCUGCAGAAAGAGCUGAUCUAUGACAUGCAGAAAUAUGAAGCAGAAAGAGCUAAAGCAACAGUUGCUGAGGCUGUAGCUUCCAUGCCAAAACCAGGUGCAAAUCAAUCACCUGAUGAUUCUAAGAAUCUGGCCAAGGAACAAGGACAAACACAUGAACAAAAUGAGGACAAGGACCAGUUCCCAAGUGGUUCAAGAAUUGCUUCGGCAAUGGCAGAUGCUGCAGCUGCAGCAACAGCUCGUUCUGUGCUCAAGGAAAUCAACAAGGGGGCAGUGACACCACAGCUUAGUUCUUUGAAUGUUCCGAAAGUCAAGUCUUUUACAGGUGAAUGCAUAGCUAGAGAUGAUAAGCGUUUGGAUGUCAUAAAGUCUUUGAAGAAAAAACAUGCUUUUGAUUCAGAUGACGAAAACUAA